Molecule: messenger RNA, 7371 nt
Organism: Aspergillus wentii DTO 134E9
Lineage: Eukaryota; Fungi; Ascomycota; Eurotiomycetes; Eurotiales; Aspergillaceae
Product: putative polyketide synthase
Exons: 8
Coding region: 1-7371 (2456 amino acids)
Biological process (GO): fatty acid biosynthetic process; secondary metabolite biosynthetic process
Molecular function (GO): S-adenosylmethionine-dependent methyltransferase activity; oxidoreductase activity; fatty acid synthase activity
Source: RefSeq, a predicted model, not a curated record
AUGCCCAUUGCCAUCGUGGGAAUGGGAUUCCGGGGUCCAGCCGAUGCAACCAAUGUUGAGAGAUUAUGGAAGUUGAUCGUCGAAGGACGAGAAGGAUGGAGUCGAAUUCCAGCGAGAAAGUGGAAUCCUGAUGCUUUUUAUCAUCCGGAUAAUACACGGCAUGGGACGAUAAAUGUGCAAGGAGGACACUUUCUCACUGAAGAUGUCUCGCUGUUUGAUGCGCCUUUCUUUAACAUGACCAGCGAUGAAGCAGCAGCCAUGGACCCCCAACAACGACUCCUCCUCGAAGUCACCUACGAAGGACUCGAAAACGCCGGCAUCCCCCUCCCCUCCAUCAUGGGCAGCAAAACCGCCUGCUUCGUCGGCUCCUUCAGCGCAGACUAUACAGACAUGCUCCUGCGCGAUCCCGACUCGGUCCCCAUGUACCAAUGCACCAACGCCGGGCAAUCACGGGCGAUGACCGCAAACCGGGUCUCGUACUUUUUCGACCUCAAAGGACCCAGCGUGACAGUUGACACCGCGUGUUCGGGGAGUCUGAUAGCGCUGCAUCUGGCGUGUCAGAGUCUGCGGACUGGUGAUGCCUCGACGGCGAUUGCGGCGGGUGUGAAUGUCGUUCUUAGCCAUGAGUUUAUGUCGACGAUGAGUAUGAUGAAAUUCCUCUCCCCGGACGGCCGAUGCCACACCUUCGACGAAGACGCCAACGGAUACGCCCGCGGCGAAGCAAUCGGCUGCCUCAUCCUCAAACCACUGCAAUCCGCCCUUCGCGAGGGCGACACCAUCCGCGCCAUCAUCCGCGGCUCUGGCUCCAACCAAGACGGCCGCACACCAGGCAUCACACUCCCCAGCAGCGCCUCGCAAGAAGCCCUCAUCCGCGACGUGUACAGCACCGCGGGGCUCGACCCACUCGAGACGGAAUUCGUCGAAGCCCAUGGCACGGGAACGCAGGCUGGCGAUCCCAUUGAGACAGGGGCGUUGGCCAAGGUGUUUAGCCCCGGUCGUGCGGCGGAUAGACCGUUACGGGUUGGUUCGAUCAAGACGAAUGUCGGGCAUCUGGAGGGGACGAGUGGUGUUGCGGGUGUGAUUAAGGCUGUGCUGAUGCUGGAGAAUCGAGUGUUUCUGCCGAAUCGGAAUUUCAAAACGUUGAAUCCGCGAAUUCUGCUGGAUGAGUGGAAGCUCAAGAUCCAGCUGGAUACUGAAGCAUGGGAGAGUCCUGGUCCGCAUCGUGUGUCUGUGAAUAGCUUCGGAUACGGUGGUAGCAACGCCCAUAUCGUCCUCGAAGACACGGCUGGAUAUCUAGCAAACAGAGGACUGAAGGGUCUAUACCGAAUAGAAACAUCAGCUAUCCAAGCCACAAAUGGAAAUGGUGAAAUAAACGGAAACGGUCAUACUCAGAAAACCCAUCGCACGCGAGUUUAUACACUCUCCGGUUUUGACGAAAACUCCUGCAUUAAACAAGCCGAAGCAUUACGGGAAUAUCUUCUAGGAAAAGACUCAGGGGAUGAUGAGUUCCUGAAUAACCUCGCCUACACGCUGAACCAACGUCGGACAAAACUCAGCUGGAAGACAGCCGUGAUAGGCAGCUCAGCAGCGAGUCUAGUCGAAGCUCUAUCCGGAAAUGUGAAGCCGAAGCGAACAGCCAAAAAGCCUAGUCUGGGGUUUGUCUUUACUGGGCAGGGCGCACAGUGGUGUGGCAUGGGCAGGGAGUUAUUCCAUGCGUAUCCAGCAUUCAGACACUCGAUUGAGAGGAUUGAUGCUCAUUUGGCGCAGAUUGGAGCGCCGUAUUGUCUUGUUGAUGAGAUUCUUGAAAACCAAGAUGCUACCCGAUUAAGCCAUCCCCUUCACAGCCAGCCCAUCUGCUCGGCAUUGCAGAUCGCUCUCGUCGAUCUCCUGGCUACAUGGGACAUCUAUGCCGAGUCUGUCACCGGGCAUUCCAGCGGGGAGAUUGCAGCAGCAUACGCAGUGGGCGUGUUGAGCAUGGAGGAUGCCAUGACGGUUGCAUAUUAUCGCGGCGUCACUGCCAGCAGACUACCUAUAGACAGACAGACAAAAGGGGGCAUGAUGGCGCUAGGAAUGUCAGCCGAAGACGUCCAGCCGUAUGUGGACAGACUGAAAUCAGGAAAGGUGGUGGUGGCUUGCAUCAACAGCCCAUCAACAGUGACCAUCUCUGGCGAUCUUCCAGCAAUUGAAGAGUUGGAAAGCGUCCUCAGCGACAAGCAGGUAUUCAGUCGUCGUCUUGCCGUCAACGUCGCAUAUCAUUCCCAUCACAUGAAGCAGAUUGGCGAUGAAUACCUCGCGUUCAUAUCGAACAUCAAACCCAGGGAGAUGGCAAAGGCAUCGUUCUUUUCCUCCGUGACAGGAACAGAAGUCUAUGCCUCUGAUCUUGGACCUCAAUAUUGGGUCAGCAAUCUCCUUGGACAGGUCAAGUUCGUCGAUGCCAUCCGCACGCUUUGCUUCGAGACGAACCAGAAGAACGCAGGUGCUGCAGCUAAACGCUUCAAACGAGCCCGCACCGCGAAAAAGGUCAGCGUUGAUUGUCUAGUCGAAGUCGGGCCUCAUUCUGCAUUAUCCGGGUCGAUCAAGCAGAUUCUCAAAGCAGAUGGCAAACUCGAUGCCGCGGAUAUCGCAUAUACCAGUCCACUAAUACGCAAGAUGAACGCCGUAAACACAGCCUUGACAAUGGCUGCAGCAUUGGCAACUUCUGGAUAUCCCAUCAACUUUCAGGCAUUGAAUAAUCCAGAGAAACAUGAGUCACAUCUCGUCGUCGAUCUGCCUCCAUACGCAUGGAACCAUUCCCGGUCUUACUGGGCCGAACCCCGACUGAGCAAGACGUAUAGAAAUCGCAAGUUCCCUCGCUCUGAUCUCCUGGGAGUAUCAGAUAACAUGGCGUGUCCGUUUGAGCCUCGAUGGAGGGAUAUUAUCAGAGUGUCGGAGAUUCCAUGGUUGAAGGACCAUAAAAUCCAGUCUAACAUUGUCUAUCCCGCGGCUGGAUAUAUCGCCAUGGCUAUUGAGGCAGUGUCACAGCUUGCUCAAGAUGAAGUAUUCGGAUAUCGUCUUCGAGAUGUCUCUAUACAGUCUGCGCUGGUCAUCCACGAAACAUCUGCAGCCGAAGUCAUGACCUCACUACGAAAGACCGAGUCCAUCCACUCAGACUCAGACAAAGUCUACUCAUUCCACGUCUACUCAGUGACAGACGACAACAGAUGGACCGAACACUGCAAAGGAAACAUCCAAGUGCAAACCAGCAACCCAGAAAGCGACACCAUCCAACAACCCAUCGACAAAUCCACCCUCAGCACUCUCGACAUCCAACCCUUCUACGAGAAACUCAGCACCGCAGGCCUCGAAUACGGACCCUGCUUCGCCAACAUGACAGCAGCACACUUUACCAAAGACGUCUGCGUGGCUGAAAUCACCAUCCCCGACACCGCAGCCGUGAUGCCGAUGCACUUUCAGCAUCCGUUCGUCAUCCAUCCAUGCACGCUGGAUAGUUUCUUCCAUUCCAUCUUUGCUAGUCUAUCGGCUGGUAUAAAGAUGGCGGAGGAGCCGGUUAUUCCUGUGUUUAUAGAUGAGAUAUAUGUGUCGAGGGGGGUGGAUACUGUUCCGGGUGGGAAGAUGAGUAUACACGCGCGCGUGCGGAAGGGAGGAGGUGGUGAUGUUCUUGCUGCCAUUGAGGUUGGAGAUAGACAUCAUGCUGACGGUGCUGCUGUGUCUAUCACGGGUUUGCGAUGCAGACGCAUAGCAAGUGGUGCGUCGACACGCAGUGCGAAGCAGGUUGAUCGUCUUGCGUAUCGCUUCAAAUGGGAUGUUGAUCCGGAUCUUCUGUCGAGUGAGGAUAUCGCGAAGCUUCUUGCGGCUGAUGAGGUUCACACAGAAGACUUGGAUAAAGACAGUGCACUGUUAUAUAUCAAAAAGGCAGUGGAUGCAGUCAGCGAGUCGGAAGUCUCACCACAAGCCCAUCUGAAGAAGCUGUGGCAUUGUCUUGUCGAAAUUGCAAGAAAAUAUCCAACCAUCUCUAAACUUGAUACAGAACCACAUGAGCUGCUUUGCGCCAUUGGAGAACAGCUUCCAGCUAUCUUGAAAGGAGAAGUUGACGUUUCAAGCAUCCUAGACGACAAUAUACUGAGCACAUACUGGAAUACACCCCGUGUCAUCCAGAGCUACGAACAAGCCUCUGUAUACCUCAACGUGCUGGGCCACAAGAAUCCAAAAAUGUCGAUUCUCGAGAUCGGAUCUGGUGCAGCUGCAUCUUCAAUCUUCCUAGACAAGCUCACCGGCGAAGACGACAUUCCUCGAUGUGGACAGUAUGCCCUGACUGAUGACUCUGAAAAUUCAACGCAGCAAUUGACCAGAUGGAGCCAGUGGGUCAAUUACAAGAAGCUGGAUAUCAAUGGGGAUCUGAAGGCCCAGGGAUUUACAGACAAGCAGUAUGAUGUUGUCAUCGUCUCGAAUGGGCUGUACACGGCCAAGUCGAGAGAUCAGGCAGUGAAGAAUAUCCGAUCUAUCCUUCGAGAUGAUGGCCAUUUGGUGUUUAUUGAUCCUGUCCAUCGUGAAAAUCUGUCAGACUGUAUUAUCUUUGGCAGCUUGUCCAGGAUAGACAAUGCGUGGGAUGAUGCCCUCAAAGCACAAUUCUCCGUCACUCCAUGUCACGAUGUCUCGUUAACCAUUUCACGCCCAUUGAAAGAAACACCACCACCACCCCUGGACAUCCUCAUCAUCACUGAAGAAGAAAAUGACAUAUCCACAACCCUAACAUCCCUCCUCCAAUCCUCCAACGUGGAAACAACAGACCUCGCCCACGCCAUCCCAGCCGGCCGACUCUGCAUCAUCCUCAGCGACCUCAAAACACCUCUCCUAGCCAGCCCAUCCGAGGAAACUCUCUCCAUCCUCAAGCAAAUCUUCCUAUACAGCACGGGCGUUCUCUGGGUCACCCGCGGAGGCACAAUAUCCCCCACAAACCCGGACGCAGGAUUAGCCGUUGGAUUUGCGAGGACAGCUCGCUCAGAGUCCGGUGCUGAUCCGAUCGUCACGCUGGACUUGGAUGGGAGGAAUAUUCUUGAUGGGUGUCGUGCUGCGGGGGUUAUUUCAGAUCUUUUUCGAUAUCUGUUUGUGGGUAGAUUGAGCGGUGCUGAUACUGAGUAUGCGGAGCGUGAUGGGAGGAUUCUGAUACCUAGGAUUGUUGAAGAUGCUGCAUUGAAUGAGUCGAUUGCAUCUGCUGGUCUGGACGUUCUCCACGAUGAACCAUUCCAUCAAGACAGACCCCUUCGAGCAGUAGUUGAUGACAAUGAAGAUAUUCACUUCGACGAUGAUCACAGACCGACUGACCUCCCAGACGACCACGUCGGAAUCCACGUCCACGCAAUCGGUCUCACGAAACAAGAUGCACGAAUUGCAUCAGAAAUGAGCCCAGAAUCCCUGCUAGGCUGUCAAUGCAGCGGGACUGUAUACACCGUGGGAAAAGACGUCGAGGGCUUCACGCCCGGUGAUCGCGUUGCCUGUCUGGGCUCAGGAACAGCAGCGAAUAUCUACCAUGGCCAGGCAUCAGCAUUCCAGAAACUGCCCGAUAAUCUAUCCUAUGAAGUGGGUGCGACGGUGCCAGUGGCAUACUGUGCGGCUUAUUAUAUGCUGCAUCGUCUGGCGAGGAUCAGUACAGGCGAGGCGGUGUUGAUACACGACGCAGCUGAUCCAUGCGGCCUGGCUUCGGUGGAAAUGUGCCAUGCUGUUGGAUGUGAUGUAUUGGCUAUUGUGGCAUCAGAAAGCCAAAAGAUGAUGUUGUCUUCGCUCAACAUUCCAGAGAACCAGAUCUUCAUCGGCGCAGAGUCUUCUAUCAAGGAGAUCAUCAGAACAUCAAGAGUCGACGUUGUCAUUGACUGCCACGAUCCAGACAACAGAAGACUCCAUUCUCUCUGGAAAUGUAUAUCACCAUAUGGUCGGUUCAUCCAAGUCGGUACGCAAGCUAUACAGACAAGUCGUCUUUCCCUGCCACGGUUCACAAAAGACAUCACCUUUACCACAUUCGAUUUUGCAAAUCUACAAAAAGAACAACCAGAUAUCCUGGCCAAUAUCUGGAGUAAGGUGAUGAUUCUAUUCAGCCAGGGAAUUCUCUACGGACCUCCUUCACAGUCAACAUAUCCCAUCUCCAGCAUCAACGAAGCCAUCAAAGCAGUCAAUCAAGACCAAACAUCUCUAGUCGUCGUCACGACUACAUCCAACGACCUCGUCAAGACAACACCCCCAAAAACCACAUCUACCCUCCUCCACCCAGACGCAUCAUACAUGCUCAUCGGCGGACUGGGCGGUAUAGGCCUCGCAACAGCCCUCUGGAUGGCCGAGCACGGCGCCAAAAGUAUCAUCUUCGUCAGUCGCAGCGGUACAUCCAGACCGGGUUCUCAGGCCACCGUCGACGAACUGGAAGAGAAAGGCGUGCGUGUGAUUGUUCAAAGCUGCGAUGUUGCCAAUAGCAAAGACGUGCAGACGACGAUGGCUGAUCUAGCAGAGACGGCGCCUCCUAUUCGGGGCGUUAUUCAAGCUGCGAUGGUUUUACGAGACAUCCACAUCGAAAAAAUGACCGCAACAGACUACACCACCGUCCUAUCCCCCAAACACGCCGGAACCUGGAACCUCCACCACCACCUCCCCGCUGACCUCGACUUCUUCCUCCUCCUAUCCUCCAUCAGCGGGGUAAUCGGUAAUGCGACACAAUCCGCCUACGCGGCAGGGUCAGCAUUCAUGGACGCAUUCGCCGCGUACCGAAAUACACUCGGACUACCGGGUAUCGCACUCGAUCUAGGCGUGAUCACAGACGUGGGUUAUCUCGCGGAGAAUAAAGAGUUAGCGGCGAAAAUGGCGCAGCAGGGUUUCGUGGGGAUGGAUACGGGGACGUUGAUGGGGUUGGUUGAGAAGGCGAUUAUGCAGUCGCAGUCGACUGAGGAUGUGAAGAUGAAGACGGCGCAGAUAGUAACAGGGCUAGGGGAGUGGAAGGAAGGACAGUCACUGAGUAACUUUGACGCGCCGCUCUUCGCGCAAUUCCGUCGACGAUAUCUACACCUUUCAGGCGGCAAUGCAGAGGAGAGCGCGGAUACACUACACGAAGACCUGAAAGCCGUCAAGAACCUCGAUGACGCGGCUGGGCUGGUUUACGUGGCGUUGAGUGCGAAGAUUGCGUCUCAUCUGUCUGUUCCCGUGGAUAGUAUUAAUCCUUCCAGUGCGAUAUCUGAGUACGGGAUUGAUUCGCAUGUGGCAGUUGAAAUGAGGAAUUGGAUAGCGAAGAAUAUGGAGAGUACGGUGCCGAUUCUGGAGAUUCUGGCGAGUGGGUCGGUGAUGGAGUUAGCGAUGAAGAUUGCAGCCAAGUCGGUGUUGGUUCGGGUUGAGUGA